Messenger RNA from Dendronephthya gigantea, 2875 nucleotides. RefSeq names its product major vault protein-like. The record is from RefSeq and is a predicted model, not a curated record. Gene Ontology annotation, cellular component: cytoplasm; nucleus. The coding region runs from base 188 to 2725 and encodes 845 amino acids. NCBI's taxonomy places the organism in Eukaryota, Metazoa, Cnidaria, Anthozoa, Malacalcyonacea, Nephtheidae. The transcript is spliced from 27 exons.
UUUCACGACGAACGACGGCCUAUUUGUUGUUAAAGUUCCUUUUAUACGUAGUGUGACGUAAAUGAAAACAUCAGAUAACGAAAAAGGGAAAUAUUUGCAUUAUUUUGCAAGAUAGUCUGACAUAUUGUUUCUGCAAGUUCGGUUGUUAGAUUAAAUUUGUACUUGAGUACACUUGUACAGUAGAUAAAUGGAGAAAGUUGUACGAAUUAGUCCAUAUUGUUAUGUUCAUAUUCAAGAUUUGACAAGUAAUAUCACAGUCCUUGAAGUUGGACCAAGGACAAUAAUUCUUCAAGAUAAUCAUAGACUUAUUAAAGGACCAUUACCAUUUGUUGUCAUUCCUCCUGGUCAUUACUGUGAAAUCAAAGAUCCUGUCAAGAAACCAUGUUCUCCAGGACAGGAACAUGAUUUAAAGCAUGGUUAUGUUGAGAUUCGUUUUUACGGGGAACCAUUUCCACUUUAUCCAGGAGAGUGUUUGGUUGGAGCAAGAAAUGAUGAUUUCAAGGCUGCUGUCAAAAAGUUGCCAUUUGUUCCCGAGCACAAAGCCAUCAAACUUAAAGCAAAUGUGGAUUGUGAUGUGAAUGGUAUUGAAAGAAAAGCUGGUGAAAUGUGGCAAAUUGAAGGACCAACGACCUACAUACCUUCACCUGAUGUUAAAACUAUGGGUUUUCGUGAUGCAAUAGUCAUAGGAUAUGGAGAAGCAAUUCGCUUAAAGGCAAAGCAGGAUUUAGUUGAUAAAAGUAACAGGAAGAGAGUUACUGGAGAGGAGUGGUUGGUCAGGAAGAUUGGAGCCUAUUUACCAGGUGUUUAUGAGGAAGUAGUCACAGUCGAAAGUGCUUACACUUUGAGGCAUGAUUCUGGGCUACAUCUCAAGGCAACGAAAAACUGUGUUGAUGCAUUAGGCAAGAAAAGGAGUAUUGGUCAAGAGUGGUUGGUUACUGUAGACGACAGUGAGACAUACAUUCCCGAAGUUGGUGAAGAAGCAGUAGGUGGUGUCCGAAAGACAGUCUUAAGUAAGAAUCAGUACUGUGUUGUUCUGGAUCCUGUCGAUAAAAAUGGCGUGAAUCAGCUCGGGUUGCGCCAGCUUCGUGUCGGAGUCUCGAGCUUUUUCUUACACCCUGGUGAGGUUCUUGAAGCUGGUAUUCAGGAAGCUUAUGUACUAAGUGAUGAUGAAGCUCUAGUACUCUCAGCUUUGGAUUAUUAUGAAGAUGAUACUUCAGAAACCAAGAAAAUUAGCAGAACGCCCGGAGAUCGAUGGAUGAUUCAUGGACCACGUGACUAUAUCCCACCAAUCGAAGUCAAGGUUGAAACAAAAAGGAAAGCGAUUGCUUUGUCAGAAAACAAUGGCAUUUAUGUGCAAAAUGUUCAUACUGGCGAGGUGCGUGCGAUCCUUGGACCCCAGUCGUAUUUACUAAAGGAAUACGAAGAAUUAUGGUCUAAAGAUCUUUCCACAGAGGUUGAAAAACUGUUGAGUCUAGGUGGUGGCUAUGGUGAUGGUACUGAUAUCAGAAAAUUGGCGUAUUUUGAGUCAGCGAUCAAUCCUGAUUAUACCGAUGGAAAACGAGAUAAGAUGAAAGUUGUUACGUAUAAAUGUCCAAAAGGAACCGCGGUUCAGGUAUACAACUAUAAAGAAAACACCGCGCGGGUGAUCUUUGGACCUGAUAUGGUUAUUCUAGGACCACAUGAGAAUUUUAAUGUCCUCAGUUUAAGUGCUGGAAAACCAAAGAAAGAAGGAGCAUUGAAAAGCAUAUUGUUGAUGCUUGGUCCUGAUUUUAUAACCGAUAUUAUAGAGGUAGAGACGUCUGAUCAUGCGAGACUCCGGAUAAAACUUGGUAUGAACAAUCAUUUUGAUGUAGAUAUGGACGACCCGGAGUCCAGAAAGGCUAUCUUCUCGAUAUCCGAUUUUAUUGGAUAUGCCUGCAGGAAUGUUGCCAGUCGAAUCAGAGGCAUGGUAGCCCAGACUCCAUUUGACCAGUUUCAUAGAUAUUCAAACAGUAUCAUACGAAAAGCUACCUUCGGUGUUGACAGCGAUGGAGAAGUGAAGAAGAUGUUAAAAUUUGAUGCAAAUCAACUCGUUAUAACACAAAUUGAUGUCCAAAGCAUCGAACCGGUGGAUGAAAAUAUGAAAAAUAGUUUAAUGAAAUCCGUGCAGAUGGCCAUCGAAAUAUCUACGAUGUCGACUGAAAAAGCAGCUGAUCACGAAGCCAAACGCCAGGAACAAAUCGCGAGAGGUUUGUUGGAAAGACAGAAGCUUUUGAAUAAGAAAGAAGCGGAGGAGUCAAGGAAAACCUUGGCUGAGUUGAGAGCCAUUACAGCCGCUGUUGAGUCUACCGGUCAGAGCAAAGCAGAAGCGCAGGCAAAGGCAGACAAACUUCUGAUACAAGGAGAGUCAGCCAUUGAAGUUGCCAAACUGAAAGCUGAAGCAUCAGCGAUUGAAUUUAAAGCAGAGUGUGAUACGAAACAGAAGAAACAUGAUAGAGAGAUAGAAUUUCAAAAAGAAAGAGAUGAGAUGGAAAUUAGGAAGCAAGAAUCAUUGGCAGCUAUUGAAUCCUCAAAGGUUGCAUCAAUCAUCCAGGCGAUAGGCCAGAAGACACUGGCGGAGAUUGCUUCUGAGGGUCCUGAAUGUCAGGCUCAGAUGUUAAAAAGUCUUGGUAUCCAGAAUGUCUUAAUCACAGAUGGUUCAACUCCAAUAAACAUGUUGUCAAGACCUGAUCAAUGUCUGUAUUGAUGCAUCCAAAUAUAAUCAUAUUAUUCCAAGUAAGUACUGUAAUUUAGAAGCUGACAUUGCAAAUUAAGCCAAUGUGAGCUAUCGCUAUUGAACACGAGAAUUUGUUUCCAAAUGGAAAAUAGGGCAAAAUGAUCAGGUAAAAAGGUAUUU